AAAAAAUGUUAUCGUUCUGACGGGUGCCUUGACGAGGACGGAAGUAUUUUUCAUUACAGGGAAACAAAUUUGCUAAACGCUGCGCUUUACCUAUCAGGUGAAAUUAACAACAGGUGGAAAGAUGUCAGAGCCUAGCAAGCAAGAUAUUGCUGCCAUUUUCAAACGACUACGUUCCCUUUCUACGAAUAAGGUGUGCUUUGACUGUUCGGCUAAGAAUCCUAGUUGGGCCAGUAUCACCUAUGGAGUGUUUCUCUGUAUAGACUGCUCAGGAACACACAGGUCAUUAGGAGUGCACCUGUCAUUCAUCAGGUCUACUGAGCUGGACUCUAACUGGUCCUGGUACCAGCUGCGAUGCAUGCAGGUGGGCGGCAAUGCCAGUGCGAAUGCCUUCUUUGCCCAGCAAGGCUGCACGUCCAAUGCUGCCAACACCAAGUACAACAGCCGAGCCGCUGUGCUCUACCGCGAGAAGAUCAAGACCUCGGCCACGCAGGCCACAAGGCGCUUCGGCACUGAGUUGUGGCUGGACAGCCAGGCCCCCCUCUCUCCAACAUCUCCCGUCAAUAAGGAGGAGGAUUUCUUCAGUAUGCACGUGCAGGCAUUCCCUGAUGAUCGUAGCUCCGCCCAGCCUAAUAUAACAAGCUCCGCCCAGAUGAAUCUAAGCCCCACCCCAGUAGAGGAACACUCUACAAAAGAAACCGAGAGAGAGAAAAACGGUAAUACAGAGGGUCCCAGUGUUGACGUGCUAAGUAUGUCUCCUAAAGAAGCCUUAGAGUCCUCUCUUCUCAAGAAGAAAACAGCUGGGGCCAAGAAAACAUUGGGCGCUAAGAAGGGUGGUCUUGGGGGUAAGAAGGUGAGCAAACAGAGUUUCUGUGACCUGGAGAAGAAAGCACAGGCGGUAGACAAACUCAAUGAGAGAGAUACAGCACCCACCACCACCAAGAACAGCCCCCAACCAGCAGAGGAAUCCAUUGGUGCCUCCAUGAGACUGGCCUAUAAGGAUCUGGAGGCGCAGCAGAGAAGUAAUACAGAGAAGAUGAAGGGGAUGGGGGAGAAGAAGAAGGAGCAGGCUGAGAGACUGGGCAUGGGCUUUGGCAGCAGGAGUGGAGUGUCUCACUCUGUGCUGUCAGACAUGCACACUAUCCAGCAGGAGAGCCCAGUGGGGUCCAAGCAGCCCACUAAGAGCCGGAGGUACACAGAGAAGGAGGAAGAGGAGACUGACGAAGGCUCCUUUACAUCCAGGAUGUCGAUGACCAGUUCAAUGACCAAGUUUGAUGAACCGACAGAAUCCUCUGACAAGUUCUUCUCCAAUUGGAGCGAGACGGGGGAGUCUGGCUGGAGGAAAGAGAGCAGGAAGCCAGAGCCAGACUUCUACCUGAGCACCAAGAGUUCCUCACAGGACGACAGGACUGCAGCCCGGCGGAAAGCAGACCCAGUCCCUGUCUCAGACUCAGGCGACGCCCGCAAGAAGUUUGGGGAUGUCAAGGCCAUCUCCUCUGACAUGUACUUUGGCAAGCAGGAUGACUCUGAGUAUGAGGCGAAGACUCGCCUGGAGAGGUUCUCUGGAAGCAACUCCAUCAGCUCAGCUGACCUGUUUGAUGACCCAAAGAAACAGAUGGCCAGCUCAUAUCGUCUGACCAACAUGCUGCCCAGUGCUCCAGAUAUGUCCCAGCUGAAGCUGGGGGUCCGCUCUGCGGCCGGGAGGCUGUCCGUCAUGGCCAGCGGAGUAGUCACGUCCCUUCAGGACCACUACAGUGCGUGAGUCCAGUGUGUGUGCCUGUGUUAUGACACACACAACCUGUUAGGUCCCCUGGGUAUUGGAGUCGGUAAACAUCCUUACGAGCGAAGUUCAGCCGUGCAGGAGAGGGAGAGAGAUGGACGGAGAGAGCGAAUUAGCGACAUUGUGUAGGCCAGAACAUAGGCUGUAGCUAUAUAUGUGUGUCUGUAUAUAGCAGCUAUGUGAAUAAAGGACGUAUUAUCUA
Molecule: messenger RNA, 1979 nt
Organism: Salmo salar (Atlantic salmon)
Lineage: Eukaryota; Metazoa; Chordata; Actinopteri; Salmoniformes; Salmonidae
Product: ADP-ribosylation factor GTPase-activating protein 3
Biological process (GO): COPI coating of Golgi vesicle
Molecular function (GO): GTPase activator activity
Source: RefSeq, a predicted model, not a curated record